Messenger RNA from Pseudomyrmex gracilis, 4838 nucleotides. RefSeq names its product espin (gene f). The transcript has 12 exons. Gene Ontology annotation, biological process: actin filament bundle assembly. Gene Ontology annotation, cellular component: cytoplasm. The record is from RefSeq and is a predicted model, not a curated record. Gene Ontology annotation, molecular function: actin filament binding. Bases 1222 to 3447 code for a protein of 741 amino acids. NCBI's taxonomy places the organism in Eukaryota, Metazoa, Arthropoda, Insecta, Hymenoptera, Formicidae.
ACCGGCUUCUCCGGGAGAGAGAGACUCGCGAGUUCGUUGGCCGACCGUCACCCGCGCGUGUUUCCCCGAUCGCGCGAUGAUCGUUAGCUCGCUGUUCGUCGAAGGCGGGUGUGAAUUCUGACAGCCUGUUCGCGAAAAGGGCAAUCAGGGUGGUCGAGCAAUUUCGGGUGCGGUUUGAUUCGCUUUGCCACACCGAGUGAAGGAAAAUCCGCGCCACAUCGGGGAGAUACCAGUACGAGAAAUCGACCCGCGUCACCAGCCAGCCGGGCAGGUGCUAACUCGCGCGUGACUCCGGUGUUAGCUCCGGAGUUAUAGUCGCGCGCCCGCUCACGCUGACCGGACGUGUUUGCCGAGCUGGCCAAAGUUAGUGAGAAACAGCACCGUGUGACAGUAGAAACUUUCAGAAGUUUUGAAAAUUUAAUUCCGAAUCACACAAUCUCAAAGACCGGAUCCUCGCUGGAAAUAUUAAAAGAAAUUGAAAAUUUACUUGAGGAAGAAAGUUGGAAACGCGCGUUUUUGUAGAAGCUCGUGAAUAUUUUUUGUAAACUAAUUGGAAGGAUAGCCCUGCAAAGUUUUCUUAAAAGCGUGAGUAAGAUUAAAAGUGACUUCGUAAGCUUGGCAAAUUUUCAUUUGGAUACUUAAAAAAAAUUAGGUGUUACUUCUCAGAAGAUACUGAAUAUUUUUGUUUGAAGAAAAAACUAAUGUAAAAUUAUAGUGAUGACACAUACAUAUAUAUAUAUAUAUAUACACACACUUGAAAAAUUUCUGUACAUAUAUUGAGAUGUUGAGAGCGCAUUUCGUUUUGUUUAGAAAUUUUAAAAACUUAAAGAACACAGGAUUGAAAGUGAUUACUAAAUAAAUAAUUCUAAGAGAAGAAUUUUUUGAGAGAGAAUUCUUUUAAGAUUUGUCGACGUUAAAGAAUUUUGAAAAUUUAUCUGGAGCGCGAGAGGAAGAUCGAGACCAACGAAGAGCGGAAGUACCGUUGUCUCCGGUUGUUCUGGGGACUUGCGGAUGAACGGCCUUGACGGCGCGAGUCUGGUUUGAACUGGGACAGCGGAGCGUGCGUUCCGAUAGAUGGACGGGAAGAUUCAGCAAAGUGUUUUUCUUCUUCUUCUUCUUCUUCUUCUUCCUCCUCUACUGGAUCGAACUUCCUCAAGCAACGAACGAGCGACCUGGGAUUUUUGAUUUCCAGCAUUACGCAGCGGUGAAAUCCGGUUUUGCAUGGGUGUAUAUCAGGAGACUGGUAAGUCACUUCCUCCUAAUGUCAUCCCGAAGAUGGCCAGGGAACGCGCGGGGUCGGACUACUCGGGCCACAUGAGCGACUCCACUACAUGCAGCUGCGUCGCAAGUUCUAUCGAGAAGUGCUCGUUGCGAGGCUGCGGCAUGUUCCAGGAGCCGUUCUUUCUGCAUCCACCAGGCUCCCGUCCGCGGGACGGUAUCUACAUAAAUCCUAUGAGCGCUUAUAUCGGCGAAUCGCCGAAGCCCAAGGACACGACCGAGUCCUUCUACCUGCACAGCCCGCACGACCUCGUCUACACCAGAAUUACGCGGCUAUUUGGCGACGCGGAGAAGCCGCGAAACGGCAUCGCGGCGGAGCAGCAGCGUCACGUGGCUGAGAGGAAAGACGAGACUCUGACUGUGAAAGUGGACGUGCACAUCAACAACGGUGGAUACGUCGGCCGACCGCAUGCUGGCAACGGACACGCGGCCCGCUCCGAGAUCGCGAGGGAGUCUUCGGAGCACGCUUACGAGCAGAUCUGCGUGAGGCAGGAGGAGACGGGUAGCGUGAGCUCGUCGUCGCGCAAAAAGACCGAUAAUGCCUCCGACAGCAGUCGUUCCCGAAAAACUGACAGGCGAUACAGUCGGUCCAGCAGCGCCAGCGAGUCCUCGAACAUGAGCAGCGAGAUUCACGGCCUCUCCUCGACGACGUCUACCCCAUCGUUGUCGCGGCACAGCAGCAACGAGCGCAUUAACAAGUCAGGGAUUAAAGUGAACGCGGAAGCCAUCCACGAGAGGAAGGACUUGUCCGGCGCACACGUGGAAAGUGAAAAGGAGAUCCGUACAAGCGGCAACGGCGGACCUAGUCUCUCAAAACCACCGCCACCGCCGCCGCCACCACCACCAGACGACGAUGUGGUAGUCGUUCUAGUAAAUGCCAAGCCAAAUGUGGAAAUCGCGGCAAUCGACAAGAAGGAUGCGCGAGGAAGCGGUCAGGACGGCGGAAGGAGCGAAUCCUCCGCGACCAACAAGUCCGACGUAUCAUCCUCCGGCGAGCAUCAGCAGCAGCCGGAAGUGUCGCCUCCCGCCAGUGCACCGGCGGACGUGGACGAAAUUAAAUCGAGUCAGACGUCCCACCUGGUAAACAGGCACAUGGUGCUGCCGUUCAUACCGCCCAAGUUCGCCAACGCGGACUCCAACACCUUGCUUAAGCCUUCCGAAUACUUGAAGAGUAUCUGCAAGACGUCGUCCAAGAACAGUCUGUCAAAGGCGAGGUCAGUGGACAACUUGGACAUCCAGGGUCGGAAUACGGAGCAGGGCGAAGAGGAAGAAGCAAACGAAGAAGGAGAAGAAAGAGCGCGAAGAAACAGCGAGGAGGCCACAGGAUCUUCUACGGGUCCUCCGCCACCACCUCUAUCACCUCUGCAGCAACGCGCACGGGGAACCGGCAAUCAAGGUACUAAUACAGGAAACGAAACCGAAAACUUCAAGAUCCCGCAACCCUUAGCAACGAUCAGCAUCCAGGAUCUCACAAGCAUUCAGUUACGACGAACCAGCACGAAGAUGAACGCCACGAAGACGUUCUCCGCUCCACCUCCUCGCAGCGUGUCCAUGACUAACGUUUCAGAGCCGUUCUUCGUGCAAAAAACGGAUUUGAUCGCCGAAUUAAAGCGCACGAAGGAUAUACCUGGCAUCAAGAAACUGAAGGUGGAAAGAGCACAGGUCGAAAAGACUCAGGAGCAGAAUCUUAUGUCAGAAAUUAAUAAAGCGUUCAGCGUUACGAAUUUUGUUGAUCAAAUUCCGGAAAAAGACAGCUCAGGAAACGUGAUACCAAUUUGGAAGAGGCAGAUGCUGGCCCGAAAAGCCGCGGAACGAGCGAAGAAGGAGCUUGAGGAACAAAUAGCGCGAGAGAACGAAGAGAGGCGGCAGAAAGCGAUUCCACCGUGGAAGCGACAACUUCUUGCCAAGAAGGAUAACGAGGAAAAGAGAUUAAAUCAGACAUCAACUUCCGUAUCAGUAAGUUUGUCAACGCCUAAGUUGGAGAUAACGACUCCGAAUUCAAAGAGAGACGUCUCACCGGUGGCGUCGUGUAUCACGAAGAAGGAAGAGAAACCCGAAACCGACGAGAAGCGAGACGAUCUCGCCAAAGACGACUCCGAUGACGGUCAAAUUAUACCUUGGCGGGCACAAUUAAGAAAGACCAACAGCAAGCUCAAUAUCCUCGAUUAAUCAUUAAUAUAUAUCGUGUCUUUUUUUUUUUUUUUUAUUUUAUUGAAAAGAUACGCGCGUGAUGUGUAAAAGUAAACUGCGUUUAAUAUAGUUGCUAAACACACGGGUUUAUGUAUUUAUGUGAUCAUUCCGAAGUUAAUGGAACUUAUGCAAUAUAAAAAAAUGAAGAGGAAGAAAGUAUCUUUUUUUAUUUAAGAUAUAAACGUAUAUGAGAUGAUUCACGCAAAAUUACUUAAAUACAAAGCAUUGUUUAAUACUCUCUUUUGAUACACGUACUCGAUAUAAAAUACUCUAAAAUAAAUAGAGAAAUUAAACGGAUAUUUUUUUAUAUUACGUGUUUUCUUAUACCAUUGCAAAAUGUCCUCACAAGUAUCGUCGUAAUAAUUUAAAUAUAUUCAUUUUCUAAGAUAACUAUAAAAGAUAGAAGAGUGAAUAGAUAUACUCUACUAAAAAGUUGUGAGACGCAGGAAAGUGGAUCACGCACAAAUAGCUCGCUAGUGUUUCCUAUAAUUGGAUGGAAAGUAAUUUUCAAAAGCGUGUGUGUGUGUGUGUGUGUGUGAAAUGUGUAAUGCAAGAAUUUUGCGAGGAGCGCAACUCAUCAUUUUUAAAGAGAAGCGGUGAUAACAACUACUUUGUAUAACUGCGUAAAGUUGUUACGUCUUGAAGCAUGUAAAACAAACCAAAUGCGAUGUAUGUACAUACGAAAUAAGUCUUAUAUGUUAUUCCGUUUGCAUUAUACAAUAUAAAAAAUAAAUAUAUAAUAAUAUACAAUUUGAGGUAUAAUUUUGUCCGACCGUCACUUUUUCAAAUCUGUCGUUAUAAUGUUAACUUUAUUUUAUUUUUUUUUUUCUUAUUUUUUAUAUCAGAUGGUUCGCGCAAAAUUACUAAAUACAAAGCAUUGUUCAAUACACUCUUUUAAUACGUACUCGAUAUAAAAUACUCUAAAAUAAAGAGAGAAAUUAAACGAAUAAUUUUUAUAUUACGUUUUUUUUUUAUAUUAUUGCAAAAUGUUCUCACAAGUAUUGUCGUAAUAUUUCAAAUAUAUUUAUUUUCUAAGAUAAAAGAUAGAAGAGUGAAUAGAUAACUAAAAGGUUCGUGAGACCCAGGGAAGUGGAUUACGCACAAAUAGCUCGCUAGUGUUUCCUAUGAUGGAAAUUUUUAUUGAUGGAAAAUAAUUUUCAAAAGCGUGUGUGUGUGUGUGGAAUGUGCAAUAAGAAUUUUGCGAGGAGCGCAUUUUUAAAGAUAAGCGAUGAUAACAACUACUUUGUAUAACUGCGUAAAAGUUGUUACGUCUUGAAGCAUGUAAAACAAACCAAAUGCGAUGUAUGUACAUAUGAAAUAAGUCUUAUAUGGUAUUCCGUUUGCAUUAUAAUAUAAAAUAUAAAUAUAAU